AUGGGGAUCCUUUUGCUGCUGCGGGUUGUUGCCCUCCUGCUGGGAGACCCUGCCGGGUCUUCAUCCCACAGCCUGCACUAUCUUUACACCAUGGUGUCUGAGUCUGGGUUCUUCGUUGUGGUCUUCCUGGAUGACCAGCCCAUCACUUGCUACAACAGCAACACACGGAGGCAGGAGCCUCUGGUGCCCUGGAUGCAGAAGGUCACAGAGAAUUAUCCUACAUACUGGGAGAAAGAGACUGUGGUAGCGAGGGACAAUGAAGUGUUUUUCAGAAAGAGCCUGCAGGCCGCGAACUCCCACUAUGAGCAUGGUGGUGGGCUUCACAUCUGACAGGAGAUGUAUGGCUGUGAGCUGAGCAGGGACGGGAGGAAAGGAGAGUUUUGGCAGAAUGGCUACUACGGGAAGGACUACCUCACCUUUGACCAGGAGACCCUCACCUGGACGGCCACGGAUGCCACGGCCCAAAGCAGCAAGAGGAAGUGGGAUGCAGACUCAAGGCACAACCGGUACAUGGAGGCCUACCUGGAGGAGGAGUGUGUUGAGUGGCUGCAGAGGUUCCUGCACUAUGGGAAGGAGGCUCUGCUGAGGACAGAGCAGCCCACGCUGAAGGUGACAAGCCGAGCAGACCAGGAUGGCAUGGAGACCCUGCUCUGCCGGGCCCACGGCUUCUACCCCAAGGAGAUGGAGAUCGCCUGGACAAGGGAUGAGGAGGUCUGGACCCAGGACACCUUCCGUGGCCUCAUGACCCCCAACUCAGACGGGACCUACUUCACUUGGGCCAGUGUCAAGAUUGACCCCAGGGACCGGGAGCGCUUCCGGUGCCGUGUGGGGCAUGACAGCUUGGAGGAUCUGUGA
Molecule: messenger RNA, 855 nt
Organism: Varanus komodoensis (Komodo dragon)
Lineage: Eukaryota; Metazoa; Chordata; Lepidosauria; Squamata; Varanidae
Product: major histocompatibility complex class I-related gene protein-like
Biological process (GO): immune response
Cellular component (GO): external side of plasma membrane
Source: RefSeq, a predicted model, not a curated record